Molecule: messenger RNA, 1194 nt
Organism: Anolis carolinensis (green anole)
Lineage: Eukaryota; Metazoa; Chordata; Lepidosauria; Squamata; Anolidae
Gene: cox7a2l
Product: cytochrome c oxidase subunit 7A-related protein, mitochondrial
Exons: 3
Coding region: 91-441 (116 amino acids)
Biological process (GO): mitochondrial electron transport, cytochrome c to oxygen; regulation of oxidative phosphorylation; mitochondrial respirasome assembly
Source: RefSeq, a predicted model, not a curated record
CCUUUUCCCGAAGAAGGGUCCCUUUUCACCCAAAGAGGUGCCACCGGCUUCCUUCUCGCUGGCGAGGCUGCGUGCGCGGAGGGCGCCGUCAUGUAUUACAGGUUCAACGGCUUCACGCAGAGGCUGGUCGGGGCCGGUGCUUCCGCGGCCUACACCCCGCAGGGACUCAAGCCAGUUCUCUCUGUGGAAUCACCACCUCUCAUCUUUGGAACACCAACAAAAGUAGCUUCAGAAGCACCACCAACGGUUGAGUUUUUCUGGAAAAACAAGGUGCCAGAACUACAGAAGCUCUUUCAGAAACCUGAUGGUGUGCCAGUGCAUCUGAAACGGGGCCUUCCUGAUCAGCUUCUUUACCGGACCACAAUGGCACUAACAAUAGGAGGGACCAUCUACUGUCUAAUAGCACUCUACAUGGCUGCCCAGCCAAAAAGACAGAAUUGAAUUUCUGAGCCUAUCUUCCAGAAGGGGGGUUGGCAUUUAACCUCCCACUGUUCCACUUCCAUUAUGUGACUGUAGCAAAUUCUUGAGAUUCCAUAUUGAGACUAAGGAAGAUUUCAGGAAAGCAAUGGUCUUCUAAUCCAUAGGAAGAUAAGGACAAAAUUAGUACUGGAUGGUGGGGAAAACUCAGUUUCCAGCUCUGUUCUUUGUUUUUUGCACCCUUAACUAGAAUUAUGAUUUACUGAGAAUGGCCAGUCCACUCAGAAACUUCAAUUUCAAAGAGUGAGGCAUAACAAGUUGAUGAAGGGAACUGAAAAUGACGUUAUGUUGAUUCAUGCCUUGAUGUCACUCCCCAGCCCACCAGGAGCAAGGGCAAAGAGAUGACAGUGAAGCAAAACAAGAAUCCUGGCUAAAUCCAAAAUGGAAAACAAAUAAUUUCUCUUGACACAUUUCAAAAGAAUCAGUGGUUGGGCUCCUUUGCAAAUUCUGUUGAAUGUUUUUGUAGAAUAUUUUUCUUCUUGCCAAUAAGUGGAUAACAUUCUUGCUCUUGAAAUAUGCUCACUUUGUUAAUGAUGGAUAACAUUCUUGCUCUUGAAAUAUGCUUGCUUCUCUGAGCACAUGUCUUGGGAGUACCGUGUUGCAGUGAAGACAGGUAUUAUGCGGCAGUACUAAAUUCAGCUUCUUUCCCUGAUCCAGUCUCUCUGUUAUGAAGUUUAUUUUGUCUGAAGAUCGAAAUAAAUAUUGGGCUGUUUCAGA